CAAGCUUUCUGUCGACGUGGGAAAGAAUCCACUUGCAAACAGAAACAUCCAUGGGUGUAGUUGGCUUCCGCGAUGAACAUCUGGACAUGUGAAUUGGAGGUAUAUGAACUGAAAUAUGUGGCUGAAACCAGACGAAGUGCUCCUGAAGAAUGCAUUGAAACUAUGGGUGACGGAGACAUCAAAUGAUUAUUUCGUUUUGCAAAGGAGGCGAGGAUAUGGAGAGGGAGGAGGUGGCUUGACAGGUCUCCUGGUGGGAACGCUGGACACAGUGCUGGACUCUACGGCCAAGGUAGCUCCUUUCCGCAUCCUGCACCAGACACCGGACUCCCAGGUCUACUGGUCAAUAGCAUGCGGUGCUACAAAAGAAGAGAUCACCCAGCACUGGGACUGGCUCCAGCAGAAUGUCAUGAGGACUCUGUCUGUCUUUGACUCCAGUGAAGACAUCACCAGCUUUGUCCAGGGAAAGAUCCGAGGUCUAAUUGCUGAGGAGGGAAAGGCAUGCCUGAUACUGGAGGACGACCCGGAGAAGUUCCGAGAAGCACUGCUGAGGUUCGAGAAGUGGUUCGGCCUUCCGGAAAAGGAAAAGUUGGUGACCUACUACUCCUGCAGCUACUGGAGGGGCCGGGUUCCGUGUCAAGGCUGGCUCUACCUCAGCACCAACUUCCUCAGCUUCUACUCCUACCUCCUGGGGGCUGAGGUGAAAUUCAUCAUUUCGUGGGCUGAGAUCUGUAAGCUGGAGAAGACGUCCAGCGUGAUCCUGGCAGAGAGCAUCCACGUGGCGGCGCAUGGUGAUGACCAUUACUUCUCCAUGUUCCUGCACCUCCACGAGACCUUUCUGCUCAUGGAGCAGCUCUCCGACUACGCCAUCAAGAGGCUGUUCGACAAGGAGACCUUCCAUGGCGACCCGGCUCUCGGGGACCCGCUGCAAGUCACCAAAAGGGGCCUGGAAACGCGGGCACGGAACGAGCAGUUCAGAGCCUUCUUCCGGCUGCCGCGGGAGGAGAACCUGCUGGAGGUGUACGAGGGCUUCCUGUGGGUGCCCUUCAGCCAUUUCAACACGCUAGGCAAGAUCUGCGUCUCCGAGAGCUACCUGUGCUUCGCCAGUCAGGAUGGCAGCCAGUGUUACGUCAUCGUCCCCAUCAGAGAGGUGAUUGGCGUUGAGAAACCGGAAACUUCCAGCAGGGCGGUGACUGUUUGUGUUCGGGGAAAGCGAGCUCUACGCUUCUCUGAGGUCCGGGACUAUGAGCGCCUGGCCAGUGGUAUUCGCCGGAGGUGUGGGGCUCUGGCCAGCCCCCAGCAUACAGCAGCGGGAGAGGUGUCCGGAGAGGUGUGUCAGGCCCUCAUCGAGCACUUUGAGGACAAUCCAGAGGAAGUCACCCUGAUGGUGGGACAAAAAAGCAGUGGCAACGCAGUCAGCACGGAGGCACUCAUGACAGUCUUCCACCCCCAGGAUGCAGAAAACCUCGACCCUAAAAUGCUGAAGGAGAAGAUGAAGGAACAGUCCUGGAACAUUCAUUUUGCAGAAUACGGACGUGGAUCCAGCAUGUUCCGCACAAAGAAGACCAGGGACCUGAUUGUGCGUGGAGUCCCAGAGGCCCUGAGAGGAGAGCUGUGGCUGCUCUUUUCUGGUGCAGUGAACGACAUGGCCACACACCCGGGCUACUACUCGGAGCUGGUGGAGCAGUCCCUGGGCACCAGCACUCUGGCCACUGACGAGAUCGAGCGGGACCUGCACCGGUCGCUGCCAGAGCACCCAGCCUUCCAGAGUGACACGGGCAUCUCCGCCCUGCGCCGUGUCCUCACCGCCUACGCCUGCCGCAACCCCAAGAUCGGCUACUGCCAGGCCAUGAACAUCCUCACUUCGGUCCUGCUGCUCUAUGCCAAAGAGGAGGAGGCGUUCUGGCUGCUGGUGGCCGUCUGCGAGAGGAUGCUGCCCGAUUACUUUAACCGCAGGAUUAUAGGUGCCCUGGUGGACCAGGCCGUGUUUGAGGAGCUGAUCCGGGAUCAGCUGUCGCAGCUGACGGAGCACAUGACGGACAUGACCUUCUUCUCGUCGGUGUCGCUCUCCUGGUUCCUGACCUUAUUCAUCAGUGUCCUGCCCAUAGAGAGCGCGGUCAACGUCGUUGACUGCUUCUUCUAUGAUGGAAUCAAGGCCAUCCUGCAGCUGGGCUUGGCUGUGCUCGACUACAACAUGGACCACCUGCUGAGCUGCCGUGAUGACGCGGAGGCUGUCACCAUCCUCAACAAGUUUUUUGACAGCGUGACCAACAAAGACAGCCCCCUGCCCCCGACCGUUCAGCAGGCCUCCGUGGGGAACAACGACAAGACAUCGCACGCCAAGGUGGACAUCAUCGACCUUAUCCGUGAAGCCUACGAGAAAUACGGGGACAUCCGAUCGGAGGAAGUGGAGAGCAUGAGGAGAAGAAACAAACUGUACGUGAUCCAGACCUUAGAGGAUACCACCAAACAGAAUGUUCUAAGGGUCGUGUCUCAGGAAGUGAAAUUCACGGCCGCCCAUCUAGAAGACCUUUAUGCGUUGUUUAAGAGGCAGCAUUUCCUCAGCUGCUACUGGAUGAUGAACAGCCCGGCACUCCUGCAUCACGACCCCAGUCUGCCCUAUCUCGAGCAGUACCAGCUGGGCCAGAGGCAGUUCCGCACCCUGUUCUCCCUCCUGGCACCAUGGACCCACUGUGCCAACCAGGACGCCCUCUCCCUGUGGGCCUUCCGCCUGUUGGAUGAGAACCAGGACGGCUUGGUCAACUUCAAGGAGUUCUGCUGCGGCCUGGAUGUGCUAUCAAGCGGUUCUUUUACGGACAAGCUGAAGUUUCUCUUUAAGUUGCAUCUACCGCCAGCUUUCACAGAGGUAGAAACUGGGAGCCCUGUCCUCUCAGAGGUUCACGGACUGUCCCACUUUAGUCCAUUGAACGACGACCUCUCCCACCUCAGUCGACUGACUGUGUCCUCCCCUGAUGUUCCUGAAGAUGGGGUCAUUAGGAAAAGUCCAGAAAGAGGCCGGGGGAAAGUGGAUUUGCAGGCAUACCUGAGGCAGUGGCAGGAUGAGUUGCUGAAGAAAGAGGAGAGCAUUAAGGACCUACCCAGAAUAAACCAGUGUCAGUUCAUUCAGUUUUCGAAAACCCUGUACAACCUGUUCCAUGGUGACUCUGAAGAGGAGUCUCUCUACCGGGCGGUUGCUCGUGUCACCAGCCUAUUGCUGAGGAUGGAAGAGGUGGGCCGCAAGCUGCAGCAGAAUCCCCCGGGGCAGAGUCCGGCGGACGGGGAGGGCCCCGCGGGGCCUGGCAGCUCCAGCGAACCCCUGGACUCCGCGUCCGGACCGCAGGACGUGGAGUGGUCCUUCGCCUUCGAGCAGAUCCUGGCCUCUCUGCUAAAUGAGCCAGAUCUGGUGCGCUUCUUUGAGAAGCCUGUGGACAUUCAGGCUAAGCUGGAGUAUGCCAAGAGCACCCAGAUAAAGGCUCAAUUAAACCAGUCGACCUAAACUCUCUCCCUUGUUCAAGCCAUACGGUCUGUACAUGCUCAUGCUUUGCAUUUGGCCAUGGACUGGGUGCAGGAUCAGGCCCGGUUCUCCUUCCCCAAACACUUUUAUGGAGUGGAAGCAUUUUCUUCAGAACACGAUGGAAUUGGCUCUUUGUGCUAUUGAUUUCCUGUUCAUGCACCAGCCAGUCUGAUAAAGCACUUGCCACUGUUUACUUGGACUGAUUUGUGUGUGUUUAGCCUUAAGUUUUAAAAGUUAAUCUUGACACAACACCAGCUUUGCAAUUGGAGAUGUCUGAAGUCCAUUGUGACAAAUUUCUUUAGCCUUUCACACGGUGUAGAAUGAUUUUGCAACUGUAGUGUGUUGACAACAAUUAAAGGGAAUAUAAGUGGAUUUCUCUUCAUAUCCAUCUGAAAAGCAGUUGCUCUAUUUGCAGAUUUCUUGCAUGAGAUAUGGGAAGCAUUUGUUUUAUUGUUAACAGAAGUGGGAAUAUUGAGAUGUGUGUCUGUCCAUUUUGACAGUAGUGCCCUGCCUUACGUACAUUUUUUUUCAUCUCAAAAGCAAAUAGUGAUGUUGGAUAUAAAUGCACAGCAUUUGAGAAUACCAAGUUGCGACAUGUACCUGUUGGCUGUAUAAUUUAUUUUGAAAAAUCAUUGAUCAGUGUGGUCCAUAAUCUGUGCUUUUAAUUGUUAAUGGAAAAAGUUAACUUGCAAGGUCAUAUCACUAAAUCACCAAAGGGAUGCAUUAUUGAUCAUGUCAGACUUGGUCUGUUGGAAAAAAUAUAUUUAUUUUGAUGCCGGUUUAUGCAUGAAUGCGCAUUUAAGUAAUGCUCUCUUGUGUUUCAUAAAGUUUGAAGGCUUUAUCGUAUAUAUUUGUUUUGUAUGAUUCUGUUUAAUUCUUGAGGGAUAUAUAGGUUGCUUUUAGAAAUUAAUGCUGUCAUUAUUGUGAGUUCUUUAUAUUGCAAUUAUGACUUCAAUUUGUGUGGUAGAGGCACUGACAGUUUGAAAAAUACAUUGACUGAAAUGUCACUAUAUUUGAGUCCUGUUUGCCUCAGCUUAUGCAUCAUUAUAUUUAUGUUGUACCGUAUGUCAGACAAAAUUUAGUAAUCUUGACUUAAUACAUAAGUACAUGAUUUCCCAACUGUAAAGACAUUCUUUUUUUCUGAAAGAAAAUGGUUCGAAAAGCAUGACACUGCAUGUGCAUGAGCACUCAUAAUUAUAAAUGUGUUUUCAUGAAAGACCAGUGGCAGAGCUUGAAUGUAUUACAGAUACUUUAUUGCAGAUUUCAAGUGGUAUUAAGGAAAAAAUAGGUAAGCUGCAUUGGUCAACAUGACUUGGAUUUAAAAAAUAUUUACCAGCUUUCUUGAAUAAACAGUACAGUAUGUGUUUGCGUUUUAGAAGGAAACAAUCUGAGUGGUUGUUGGAACAUAUGUUAACCAUUGGUUAUUCACAACAUUCGUUUUCAGAAGUGAAGAACAGUGAUGUGUGUUUAUAAGAAAUUGUGAAGGAGCCAAGCCACUCCAUUGAAUAUACUACUUUAUUAUGCAGACAAACGUGAAUGGUGAUCCACUCAGAAAUGACUGCUUUACAAUUGACCCAUAAAUAAAUAUAUAUAUAUAUAUAUAUUUUUUUUUUUUUUUUUGGUAUGUGUCAGCCUAUCGGAAAGAAUGAAAGGUCAGGAAUAUGAAGGAAAUUACAAUUACCUAUAUGUGCACCUAGAUAUAACAAUUGAAAACAUAACAGAACUUCAUUCCGACAACCUACGUUUUUGGGGAAACCAAAAAUGUGUGUCAACAAAUUUACACAUGAUUAUUUUCAAAUCUGGUUAGUGAAUUAUUAAAUAGAAAGGUUAUUUCUGUGUUGCUGUUUUAACAGUUAACUUCAAAUAUACAAUUAUAUUUUUUAAAAGAAACUGUUCUUUAAAAUGUUCUAUAUAUACUUUUUUUUUUUUUUUUUAAUAUUGUACCCUUUAUUUUAAAAUGUUGGAAAUUAAAGGGAUGGUUAACCCUAAAAUGUUUUCAUUCAUUCGUUCUAUCCAACAAUGUAUUUUUUUACAUUUGAUAAGGCCAUCAAAAGGGCUCCACAUAUCUCAUUUACUAAAUAAAUAAAAGCCUAUAGAUUUUUAAAAUUUUGUUUGUAAAAACUAGUAAUUCGCCUUGUGUAGUUCUUUCCCCAACUUCUAAUAACAUUGCAUGUCCUAUUCCUAAGCAGGGGUAUAGCUAUCUGGGCCCCCUGAAAGAAUAUUGCUCAGGAAUUCCUACUGAAGUUUUUGUGGGCUCUCUCCUGUUGCGGGCCCCUAGAUUCGCCACCACCUUCCACCCCACUAGCGACACUGACAGGCAUGUCCAUAUAGCCUUUUAGCAAGUUUCAAUUUCCACACUCGCACAUGAGGCGAGGUACGAGAAACAUUGUGAACAAUAUUCCUACUAGAACCUACACACUGCACAAUGAUAGAUUACCUAGUAAGCUCUAAGCCUAUUGUGUGUUGUUGAAUAAAUGGUCUAUAAAAUUGUUAUUAACUAAUCAUAUCUGCAUAACGAUGCUACAGGGAGCUGUCAUUGUGGGGUCAAAAGACAUCUCAAGAAGGAAAUUAAUAACAUUUAUUUUUAGGGUGAACUAUCCCUUUAACUAAAGUUUUUAGCUACUGUAUUUUACAGAAUGUGUAACCUUAUGUUGGGACAAACAUAAGGUUAUUGUGCUAUUGUUAAGGCAGAAGAUCAUCUCUGCCAACUCUCACCUCAGAAAUAUCCAAAAGUCUGUGUUGCAAAACUUUGCUCUCAUGACUUGAUUCAUUCCUGUUUGUAAAUAUAAUUUUAAUUGUGAAUUGUAAUAUCAGAACUUAUUUAUACAUUUUUGGCCAUUCUCUGAGAAAAAUUGGUUUGAUCUCACUCUUAUGAGUUAACACACUCCCACACACAAAACAUCUGUGUAGUUGGUUGUAUGGCUAUCAAUAGAGUCCUUACAAGGCUGAUCAAUUCCAGUAUGACCUGCCAACCACUUGCCCUGGGUUACUAUAUUUCAAAGAACUAUUUUGUUAUUCAUUAUGAGCUAUUUGGGUUGAACUUUCAGGGAAGAAACAACAUUUGCACAUUAUGUUGUACAAAAGCAGCAGAAAGAAAUCCACAUUAAUUCAACAUCCUGUCCUGGCAAGAAAAUAAAGAUAUACAACUGUUUCAUAUUAAAGGCUAGUAUAUUACAGUAUUUUAUUAUAACCUAUUUACACACACACACACACACACACACGUUUGCUUUGACAGUACUUAAAUUAGCACUUUGUUAGUCUGUUUGACGAACACUGUUGAGUGAAAUAAACCUAUUUGGGACACACAAUUAUUUAAGAUGUUUUGAUUUAGGAAAUAUGUACCACAUAGCACAAGCCAGAAUUGAAUAGAUUUAACAUUGUAUGUCUGUUGUCUUUGGAUUAAAUGUGCAAAAAAAUUAAGAAUUGUAGACUUGUAUUCAUAAUAUUAAGCAAACAUUUUAGGAAAGAUUUUAGGAAGAAUCUUAAAUGAAACUUACAUUGGCCUACUUUUUGCAAGUUAUAAAAUGUAAGACACAGGUGAUAACUAGUUCUAAGUAUGGCAGAGUACUGUAGGACAGCAGCAUGUACAUAAUUUGAAAUAUAAGAAAAGUAUUAUUUCUAAUGUGAUUAUAAUACGUAUCACACAAAUAGAAACCAAACUAGACAAUUCACGGUCUUGAAAGUAACCACUGUUUUAGCUGUCACAGACACAGUCAUUCAAUUCCGUUUUUUCCAUAACGUUGCACAUUCUAUGUGUCACCAAUUUUAGCUAGAACACACAUUGACAGUGACACAAACUACUGUAUGUGACGUCUUGUAGUAUCUGUUUAACUCUGACGUGAAAUAUUUUGCGAAUAUGUGUUCUUAGGACAUUUCAUAUGAACUGUUUGUGCCUAUCACAAGUCACUUUAUGUAAAACAUGUCCUUAACCUCCAAUGAUCAAGACAAAAAUGUAUGUAAAAGUGCAACCUGAUAAAUAAACUGAUAAUGUUU
Messenger RNA from Conger conger (European conger), 7504 nucleotides. It is a transcript of the gene tbc1d8b, whose product is annotated as TBC1 domain family member 8B. NCBI's taxonomy places the organism in Eukaryota, Metazoa, Chordata, Actinopteri, Anguilliformes, Congridae. Gene Ontology annotation, molecular function: calcium ion binding. The coding region runs from base 116 to 3493 and encodes 1125 amino acids. The record is from RefSeq and is a predicted model, not a curated record. The transcript is spliced from 21 exons.